AUCCAUUUGCUUUGUUAAUUGCUUAUAUUUCAUCCUUAAUGGCUGUUGAUUCAACUCUCCCCUCUGCAGUUGGCGCCACCGGUAGCGAGAAAGAUGCCAAACCUCUUCUUUUCAUCGAAGAGAUGACGAAGAAUGUUGAUUCGGAUCAAGAGAGGGUUUUAGGUGAGAUCUUAACUCGAAAUGGAGAGACUGAGUACCUCAAACGGUUCAACCUCAAUGGAGCUACGGAUCGGGAAACAUUCAAGUCCAAAAUCCCAGUUGUCAUUUACGAGGAUCUUCAGCCUGAGAUCCAACGUAUCGCCAAUGGUGACAAGUCCCCCAUCUUAUCUUCUCACCCCAUUUCCGAGUUUCUUACCAGUUCUGGGACUUCUGCUGGAGAAAGGAAGCUGAUGCCGACGAUUCAUGAAGAGUUGGAUCGUCGUCAACUCUUGUACAGCCUUCUCAUGCCUGUAAUGAACCUUUACGUGCCGGGAUUGGACAAAGGGAAGGGACUUUAUUUCUUGUUUAUAAAAGCUGAAACAAAGACCCCAGGAGGGCUAUUGGCACGCCCCGUUCUUACCAGCUACUACAAAAGUGAACACUUCAAGAACAGACCUUAUGAUCCCUUCAAUGUGUACACCAGCCCCAACGAGACCAUUCUUUGCCCCGACUCGAUCCAGAGCAUGUACGCCCAGAUGCUGUGCGGCUUGAUCAUGAGGGAAGAGGUCCUUCGUGUCGGUGCUGUCUUCGCUUCCGGCCUACUCAAGGCGAUUCGUUUCCUUCAAGUCAACUGGAAACAAUUUGCUCAUGACAUCGAAACUGGGACUUUAAACCCUAAAGUCACGGAUCCUUCGGUUCGAGAAUGCAUGAACAAAAUCUUGAAACCUAACCCUGAACUUGCUGCGUUCGUUACCAAGGAAUGCUCGGAGGAGAAUUGGGAGCGGAUCAUCACCAGGGUUUGGCCCAACACCAAGUACCUCGACGUGAUCGUAACCGGAGCCAUGGCUCAAUAUAUUCCUACCCUCGAAUAUUACAGUGGUGGUUUGCCCAUGGCUUGCACCAUGUACGCUUCGUCCGAGUGUUAUUUCGGUCUUAAUCUCAAGCCAAUGUGUAAACCAUCCGAGGUUUCAUACACCAUCAUGCCAAACAUGGCUUACUUCGAGUUCUUGCCUCAUGAAUCAUCCGCUCCAGAGCUGUCUCGCGACUCACCGCCGCGCCUCGUUGAUCUUGCUGUUUUACAAGUCGGCAAAGAAUACGAACUCAUCGUCACUACCUACGCCGGGUUGUGCCGUUACAGGGUCGGCGAUAUCCUCAAAGUCACCGGUUUUCACAACGCCGCUCCGCAAUUCCGUUUCAUUAGGAGAAAGAACGUAUUGUUGAGCAUUGAUUUCGACAAAACCGACGAGUCCGAGUUGCAACAGGCCAUAGAAAACGCUUUGGUUUUGCUCAAGGAAUUCAACACCAGCGUGGUUGAAUACACGAGCUACGCGGAAACCAAACAUAUACCCGGCCACUACGUCAUUUACUGGGAACUGUUGGUCAAAGACGCUGCUAAUGCCCCGACCGACCAAUUUUUGAGCCAGUGCUGCUUCGAAAUGGAGGAAUCAUUGAACGUAGUCUACCGUCAAUGCCGAGUUGCAGACUCAAUCGGUCCACUGGAGAUAAGGGUGGUGAAAAACGGCACGUUUGAGGAGUUAAUGGACUACGCAAUUUCCAGGGGAGCUUCCAUUAAUCAAUACAAAGUUCCAAGAUGUGUCAGCUUCACACCCAUCAUGGAACUUCUCGACUCAAGGGUGGUUUCAAAGCAUUUCAGUCCAGCUUUACCACACUGGAAACCUGAACGGCGUCGUUGAGCGCACUUGGCAUGAUGCCAUCAACGCUUUAAUUAGUCUUGGAGAAAAAAAGAAUAAAAGUUGAAGAAAUAAUCAGCCUUGCUACCAAAAAAAAAAAACAGCAGCAUCUUUUCAACAAAAGGCAAAAAAAAAAAAUCAGAUAGACAAG
Messenger RNA from Hibiscus syriacus, 1980 nucleotides. RefSeq names its product probable indole-3-acetic acid-amido synthetase GH3.1. Gene Ontology annotation, molecular function: acid-amino acid ligase activity. Gene Ontology annotation, cellular component: cytoplasm. NCBI's taxonomy places the organism in Eukaryota, Viridiplantae, Streptophyta, Magnoliopsida, Malvales, Malvaceae. The transcript has 3 exons. Bases 39 to 1832 code for a protein of 597 amino acids. The record is from RefSeq and is a predicted model, not a curated record.